Messenger RNA from Salvia splendens (bonfire salvia), 1782 nucleotides. RefSeq names its product nudix hydrolase 2-like. Bases 744 to 1598 code for a protein of 284 amino acids. Lineage: Eukaryota; Viridiplantae; Streptophyta; Magnoliopsida; Lamiales; Lamiaceae. The record is from RefSeq and is a predicted model, not a curated record. Gene Ontology annotation, molecular function: NAD binding; ADP-ribose diphosphatase activity; NADH pyrophosphatase activity. The transcript has 7 exons.
GUAGGUAGUGGCGAUGAUAGGUCUAAACUCUACGCGAAGCCGCCGCACUCAACACACUCAAUGACUGAAACACUCGAGUGUGGAUCGGGCCCACGGCCCGGAUAAGCCGAAGUGCAGGCUUGUUGCCGCCACGCCACGCUUUACCCAAUCAUAUCAACAUGGUGGAGUCGAUCCAUUUGCCACUUGGACUCUAUGCUCCGCGUCACGCUCCUCUCGCUGCAGUGACGCCUACCUUCUACUAUAAACUGCGGCCUCCUUGCCUCUACCUUGCUGCACCCCCAUUUCCACUGCUCUAGCUUCUCUCAAUGCUGUGUUAAUGUCUAUCCUAUUCGAUUUUAUCAUUCAUAUUUGCUAUUCCGCUUUCAAUUUGUUUCGAUUUUUCCUGAAUUAAUUUAUGCUGCUGCAACUGUUUCUGAGUGGGAAUCUGAUGUCUAGAUAAGUUCGAACAUCUGUAACUUGCGAUACAACAGUGUUAUUUGGUGAAUUUCAGUAUUUCAAUCGAUGUAGGAUUAAUAGAAUCCGUUCGUUAAUAUGCUUGCUUAUGUGCCAUUGAAAAUUAAUUUUGAGUUACUAAAGCUCUGUGAUUGAUGCAGAGAAUUUGAGAAAAUUAUCUCUGAUAGUAUUUUAAUUUUUCAUUUCUGUGAUUAUCCUACUUGUAUAUUCAAGCUUUGAUUACACCAUUUAUAUGUGCAUCUGUGACUAAGAUUGAUCUUGCUUCUUAAAUUCAGGUUGCUUGUGGCAUAAUGGACCAAGAGAAUUCUGAAAAGGGAACGGAAGAUGCCCCCGUGCUUCCUUCAUGCGAAGACGAACACGGGGGUAUCAUAGUGGAGUUGAAGGAUCCCAUGGAUCCCACUGAAUUUGCUCUGCUUCUCAAAACUUCACUUUCACAGUGGAAACUGCAGGGGAAGAAGGGAGUCUGGAUUAAAUUACCAAUUAAACUUGUGACUCUCGCUGAAGCUGCAGUCAAGGAUGGAUUUGUGUAUCACCAUGCUGAGCCUCACUAUUUGAUGCUUGUAAAAUGGAUUCAUGAAACUCCUAGUACCAUUCCAGCAAAUGCAACACACCGGCUCCGCAUUGGUGCUAUUGUCUUGAAUGACAAAAGAGAGUUGCUCGUUGUUCUGGAAAAGCAUGGCAGAUUUAAAGGCACCGGCAUCUGGAAGAUACCCACUGGAAUGGUCGAGGAGGGAGAGGAUAUCAUUGUAGGAGCAACAAGAGAAGUAAAAGAGGAAACCGGAGUUGAUUCAGAAUUCAUCGAUGUGCUAGCAUUCAGGCAAAUGCACAAGACCUUUUACCAGAAGUCAGACUUAUUUUUUCUAUGCACGCUGAAGCCUCUAUCGUUUGAGAUCCAAAUACAAGAGUCUGAGAUUGAUGGAGCCCAGUGGAUGCCCAUUGCUGAAUACGCAGCACAGCCCUUUGCGGAGCAGCACUAUGUGUUCAAGUAUGCUGCGGAUAUAUGCCUAGCUAAACUCGAAAAGGGUUACACUGGCUUCACACCACGUCCUACUACAUCAUUCCUCAGUCAUAAUCCCAGCUAUCUCUAUGUAAACGAGCUUCUUACCCUCCCAGUGUCUAAUGAAAAGAAGCUGCGGAAGCUAUGAAGAUACACAUGCUAGAGUUAUGUUUGGUGAGAGCUCUCAAAUCAGCAUUUUUCAUUGCACCGAAUGUAACAAGUUACAAUACAUAUAUUCUUCACUCUAGGACAUUGUACUAAUCUACUUUAACAAACUCUGAACAUUGUACUAGUCUACUUUAACAAACUCUGCAAAAUCUCCCUCUUCUUCA